AUAUAUGCACGAACUUAUAAGUUCUAUCGGCCUUGAGCGCUAGCCUAAACCUGCAAAAGCAGACCUAUCGAUAUGCGGCCGAAUUACAACCCUGCGAAAAGAGUUAUAAGUCAUAGCCUGCGCCCUUUUUUUAAAACUUUCAUCCUUAGGGACCUCCCUGUUCUGAGAGAUCCAAAACGCUUUUAUUCUAGUUUCCAUCUAGAUCCCCGUUUUUUUGGAUCCUUAUCUGAAUUAAGGAGAAAACUGAAAGAACUAUACUUUUUUGCCUGAAUGCAAAGAUUAAUACCAGACCGCUCUAUUGCAUUCGUCGAAAAAGAACGAAGACCAAUCUAGUUUGCAUCUAAAGCCACGAAUUUAAGACUUAGAUUUAACGACCUUGAGGAACGGGAUGAGUGGUUGCACUUUCACUUCAUAAGUAAGUACGCACUGAACAGGGUACCAUAAUCACCCCAUAAGCUGCUUAACUGAAUUACAGAGCAAUCAUGUCGUCUCCGACCCCCGCUGCGUCCGACGGGCGAGAAGCGUCCUCGCUACGCAAGAGAGGCACUGCGACGUCUUCGGAGGACGAGAAAAAUUUCUACCGUCUUCCAAUGAGAAAGAUGACUCCAGAAUUGUUUGGGCCUCAGGUACCUACGGAAAAAUGGCUGCAACUCUGCGAGACAAGCUCUUAUGAAAAAGCAGAAAUAUAAUUUCAAGGAUAUUAUGUUUUUUUCACUUAGUAGUAAUCUUGCUUGCAGACGGACACUGAGUACGCGCCGUUCAUGAUAGAUUUAUUGUAGAUCGCAUUGAUGACGCAGAAGCAAGUGAAAACGUGUGGUCUUCUGUUGUCUUACAGAAGUCAGCUCUUUAUUUGUCCUUUCAUUCUCUAUCGGCAAGCCCAAGUUGGAAGCUGAACGAAGUGGAUGAGGGCGUACCACUGGACGUCAUGGUGGAGCGAAGCGUCGGGAUGACGCUAUACUUCUUCUUGAACGCCUUUCCGUUUUUUGCCAUCGUGAUUAUACUGGUCGGCAUCGCGGCGUACCGGGCAAAUUCUAGUUGGGUGCUCUCUGUGUUCACCUUAAGGCUUUUGACAACAGUGCUAGUAAUAAACCCAUUCGUGACAAAUCGUCACAGCAGUAGUACUAAACAAAUCGUCCUUGUUGAUCAGUUGUGCUUUGAGACUCGUCAAGCAAGUAGAACUUUUUGAAGUCACAACUGGAGAGCAAAGGCGAGCUAGCGUACUAGAAGUAAAAGAGACACGAGUGUUGUGACUAUUCUUCAAAAAUAAUUGAAGUAGGUUGCAGAGUUUUUCUAGUUAUCUUCACUUUUUAAAUGUGUUUGGAGGUGACGAAGUAUAUGCAGGCGAAGUAUGAUUAAUUACUUUUGAAACUAAGUAAGAGUUGUUUUGCAGUAAUAAUUCAGAUGAAUUAUUUUGUCUUGAAUCUACAAGGUUGUUCUAAUUCUAGAUGAUGACGAAGUGCUGGAGUUGAUGUUUGGGAUUACACACCUUGCAUGGGUUGCUUGGAAAUUUUGCGCUGCAGGAGUCUUCGUCUACCUAUCCAGCAUGACUUUGCUGAUGGUGUUUUAUGGACUCAGGGAAUAAUUUGAGGUUCUUUCAAGUAUUUUGAGCCAGAUGUGGCUUUUCAGUGGGAGGUGUAAACGCAUGUCUCUUCUCGUUGUAUUUACAUGAUACAGGAGAGUUGUUAAUAUUUCUUGUUCGCCACAUGUACAUGCGACAAGCCUGCUAAACCGAAUACAUUAAACCAACCAGAACAUCAGAAGAAAAAGACUUUUUUGUCUCUCUUUAAGAUGGGUGUUACCGAUGUUAGGUGAGAAUCACAUCAGGAUCAGUCUGUUGCUAGUCACUUUUUCGUGACGAAUUGAAAAAAUCUUUUUCUCCCUCCCUCUCCUCUCUCUAAUUCGUCGUAUUUAUUCCUCAUUUUCGUCGACAGUACAAGGCUGCGGGCAUGUCAACAUUCGUCUCCCCGGUGGAUGUAGUAUCGAAGAAAGAGAAUGCGACAGACCGAAUGCUCCAGGAACAAUACGCAUAUACCGAAUACCACAAUUCUUUGUACAUCUCACUUUCUUAUGGCUCCUUGGUUUCCUAUUAAUUAUUUUGUAACUAAAUUUCUUUUCUCAGACAAACUUUCCGGAUCCAAGAAGCGCAAAGACCUGCCCGUUAGUACACGAAAAACCAAGUGAUGUCAAAGUCUUUAGGCGGAAAGACCUGCCUAUUUCUAGUACAGAAAAAAGCUAGAUCAAAAUGAAUAUCCAAGUUGUUGAUCAUUGUUGCUCUCUUAAGAUGCCUAUAAAGUCAUCAUACUGAAAUGAAAUGCCCUGUAUUAUUAGUACAGAAAAAAGCAAAUGAUCUGGCCUUCUAAUCCUCCGUGGUCUGGCCUUCGUCUUGUCAUCGUCCAGCCUUAGAGAAGGAGCCUUGUAUUUACUGUGUCGCCCCGCACGGAUUAGCUCCUCUUUUAUGGCUACCGCUGAAGCAUCCUCAGCAUCAUCCUUGGCUUCUUUUUCAAGCGGAAAAAGGGCUGAGGGAUGCUCUCAGGGAUGCGAGCGCGGUGGCUCGAACGCUUGGGAUCACGUGUUAUCCCCUCUGGUCCAAGUUGUUUGCGGACCGUCUUUGUCGAUGGCUAGUGGCGCCAGUAGUAAUGAAGCUCCCGGUCGUUGGUUCCAUGCUUCAGCGGCUAGGGUACCUGCCAGCGGGAAAAAAACACAUCGUCUUAUGGCUUCUACAAUGAGGAUGAGGAUGAUGUUUUUUUUGCAGAAAUAGUUUUCGCAGCUAGCGAAUAAGAUCCCAUCAGAGGCACAGACGUGACCACAGUUGUUAGAUAUUUGUUUUGUUCGUGGUUUUCUUUACUGGGUGGCCUCAUAAGUAGACAGAAACAGCUAUACAAGCUAGGAGGGGUCCAUAUCAAGCAUUCAGUGAAGAGCCAUUUUGAAGUCGCAGGAGCAUGUUUGACUUCUGUACGCCGAUUGGACGUCUGAUUUCUCUAAUACUCAAAUGCCUCGAGGAAGAACGCGCUUCAAUAGGCAUCUGUCUGGAUGGCGUAGCCGGGAUGUUCGAAAUGACCGAUAAAAAAGAAUCCCUCUAUUAAGGAUUGAAAGUUGGCCUCUUUCUCUCAUCUAUGAGGCAUUAUAACUCUAUGAAUGAACAUACAAGUUGUUGGGGUUUUCAAGUAGGAAAGUCAUGGAGAUGCGAGCUAGAUCGGUCAACUUGCAACUUCUAACUCUACGUCAAAAAACGAAAGGGCAUCAUAAAAAUCGCUCUGCAAUGCGGCGCGCCGAUCGUUCCGGUUUAUGCUUUCGGACAUACGCAGCUUUACACGGUGAAACAAGAUCCUUUCGGGUUUCUGCGCACUGUAUCAGUGAAACUCGAUGCUUCGGUCUCGCCUUUCUUUGGACGAUUCGGAUGGUUUAUUUAAGGCUAUUGGUGGUGCAGUACUCCAAUCUACACUAUAGAAUAGCGACUGGAGUUCUAAUAUUGAUGGAGGACUGAAUAUUGUAUUCUGCUUCUAGAAACACCAUUUGGGAGUAGAGACUAAUAGGCUCUUUCUUUUCUAAUCUGCGGGUCCUGCAAAGAGGGAUAUGGCAGUCGCGAUGUGCUUAGGAGACCCUCUCAGAUUCCCGAAGAUGGAAAACCCAACAACCAAAGACAUCGAUGAAUGGCAUCACAAAUUGCUGAAGGCUUACGAAGAUUUAUGGCGAAGCGACUGUGAUCAGUUUUCCUUUUUCGUCUAUCAUUUUUUUCUUCUCUCUCUUCCUCUGGCUGCAGUAUAUGACCAGGUGCUCCUUUGGAAGAAAUGGAGCCUGUCAGUUGUUGAAACUAGUAAGGUUUCUCCCGGGCAGCUGCAGCAGUAGAUAGAACUAGAAAAAUGAUAAGGGGGGUCAGAGUUGUCACAAACAUGAUGAAAAAGUAGAGGAGGUAGAAGCAGUUUUACUAAACUACUUCUAUGUCCACCACCACUAUGUCCACCACUACUAAUAUGUCCUCUAACAAGAGUUUUCGAGACGCACAAAGCGGCUUUUGGUUGGGAAGAGAAAGCUCUGUGCUUCGUAUAGGCGAUUCGAGUGGGCGUUCUUGCGCAUGUUCAUCAAGGUUAAUAAAUGUUGAUACAACUUUGUAGAAACGACGCUUAAUAGAUACAACUCUUCUAGAACGAAGAUGGCAACUUCUGUGCAAGAAUUUUUGUAUCAACGUACUAGCAAUAAGGUUGUUGGCAAGUGAACUAGAAUUGCUUCAUCAUCGGAGCUGUGUCCUCCCUUCAAGAUCUGGGUGGAUAAGUGAUAUCUCAAAAAUAUCACUAAAUGUACUAGAUCCCAUUGGGAGGUGUGUAUACUACUAGACGAGGAAAAUGUACUCCCCUUGGAGCUGUACUAGUACUCGCCUUGGUGCUAGGAGGGAGCGAGACACCAUUGUAGUUGUACUCCAAGGGGAGCUGUAGUAGAGUGUGCAGGCUAUAAUUAGUGUGCAGGCUGUUAUUCCUUUUUUAGAGGAGUCCUCACUGUUUCAACAUGCUCAAAAAUAAAAUGUAAUAAUUCUGGUGCGAUAUUGCACUAGUAGUACUCGACUUGGAAUUUACCUAAGGUCUUACGAGGAAUACAAUUGUCAGCCUCGAUUUCUUUUUUCGGCUAGAUCAGUGGUGAAUUUUUGGUUUCUUGGAUGCGUCACAUCUUCCACCAUCUGGCUAAUAUUUAUGCGGUGCCUUUUUUCGGUCUAGCGAAAUUUCAUCUGUUAUGGCUCUUUAAUGGCCUCGAAGGCUCAUCCCUUCAUAUUGGUGAGGCAAUACCUAACCUAACCUACCUCCGACUAACGAGAGAAUAUCGCGUAUUACAAAGAAGCACGACUUCUAGUGUAACUUUAGUUUUCGAAAACUCUAGCUCCCCUUUUUGUUGCUCUCAAGUCAAUACUACGUCGUCCGUGAAGAUCUACUUGCAAAGCAGCAUUGCAUUGAGCAUCCAUAUCUAACGCCAUCCAUCAUGACAGAGGAUUCGCAUUCUCGAACUUUAAGAAGAACCAUUUCAUGAAGAACAUCAAAAUCGUGUUGUUCGACGGACG
Amoebophrya sp. A25 is the source of this 5044-nucleotide messenger RNA. The record is from the annotation of a GenBank genome assembly. NCBI's taxonomy places the organism in Eukaryota, Dinophyceae, Syndiniales, Amoebophryaceae.